ACAGAAUGAGAUGACUUCGAUAGAGCUAAACUAAAGCAUACAGUGUUAGUAAACACUAACUUGACUAAGUCUUGUUCUUUUGCCAAAGGCGCAGAUCAUUUCUGGAAAGCCGAAGGACUAACCUACUGUGGGAAGUACUAAUCAUUGGUGAAAAUAAUAGUUUCGCUCGUAGGAACAAUCUGCCACUUGAAAACUUAUUGUUAAAAUUUUUAUGUUGUAAGACAUUGCCAGUGCAAAACCGUGUAUUGUGGGAUUCAUCAGCAUACUAAUUGAGGCCAUGCUGCGGUGAGCAAAUAUCCGUGAUAAUGUCAGACACGUUUGAGGGCAUCAAUGCCAUCAGGCAACGCCAGACGAAUCUUAGAGACCGCCUGGAGAAGAGAAAGCAGCAGCGAAAAGCACUGGAAGCAGGGUCCACCAGCACGCCGCAACCAGAUGCUGCUGCGGACGUGGCCACAUCGACACCCGUAGUAGCUGAAGAACCUCUAGCAAGUAGCACUAGUGUUAGUAAACAAGCUCAGGGUGUAGCGACAUCUACAGCUGUUGCUUUGGAUGCCACUGUGGAGCAUGUUGUAAUACGAUGGCUGUGUGACCCGGCAGUGGUGCCCGUCCAGGCCAGUGCUAUAUGCGAGCGGCUGCAGCGCACCUCCGAGGAGGGCGCCGACAUCUCCCUGGAUGCUGUGAAGCAGACACUGCGCAAGUUUGCGCUGCAGAGUCUCUUGUCUCUGUCGUCCGGUGACGAUACGUCCGUCGUCUCUGUGGAUUUAACAAAGCUCUGUGCGAUGCGUGACUCUGGUGGCGGUACUAGCACUGCAUCAGGCGCUGACAAUACAGCCAUCCAGUCGCAGAAGCGACCAGCGCCUGGUCCUGUAGAUGAUCCUAGCACUAGAAAGGUAGCAAGGACAGAAUCUGCAGAUGAUCUUGAUAUCGAUAGCUUGCUGCAGUCGUCUUCUGUAAAGGAGACCGAGAGCCAGAAGCUCGGCCAGGAGAUCAACGAGCUACUCUCCUCCAAGACUACGAAAGAGCUAUCUCUGAUGGAGAAGUUCAAAUCGCAGGGCGGAACGCGCCUCAAGGAGUUCUGCAAGCACGGGACGAAAAUCGAGUGCCGUCGACAGAGGCGAUCCCAGUACGCGUGUGAAAAUCUGCAUUUCCGGCGCAUAAUCCGCAGCCACACGGACGAGAGUCUCGGCGACUGCUCGUUUCUCAACACGUGUUUUCACGUGGACACCUGCAAGUUUGUGCAUUACGAGGUGGACUACGCCCGGGACACGCCAGCUGGUGCUGGUCAGACAAGCAGUGCUUACGGCGGCGGCGACUCUGCUGCAUUGGCUGAUAGUACGAUAGAGCACAAGCUGUACCCAGCACAGUGGGUCAACUGUGACAUCCGGACGCUUGACUUCACCGUGCUGGGAAAGUUCAGCGUGGUCAUGGCUGACCCGCCGUGGGACAUUCACAUGGAGUUGCCAUACGGCACGAUGAGUGACGAUGAAAUGCUUCGCAUGAACGUCACCACACUGCAGGACGAGGGCUACAUCUUCUUGUGGGUCACAGGCCGUGCAAUGGAGCUGGGUCGCUCCUGCUUGGACAAAUGGGGCUAUAAGCGCUGCGACGAGCUGAUCUGGGUUAAGACCAAUCAACUCCAACGACUCAUUCGGACUGGUCGCACUGGCCACUGGCUCAACCAUGGUAAAGAACAUUGCCUGAUUGGGUACAAGGGAUCCCCAGGGCGGACUUACACGUUCAACAAGGGCUUGGACUGCGAUGUCCUCGUCGCAGAAGUGCGUGCGACGUCACACAAGCCCGACGAAGUGUACGGGCUCAUUGAGCGCCUGGCACCGGGCUCGCGGAAAUGCGAGCUGUUUGGCCGACAGCACAACGUUCAACCUAACUGGGUGACCUUGGGAAACCAGCUUGACGGUGUACGCCUGGUGGACCCGGACAUGGUGGAACGCUACAAGAAAGCCUACCCUGACGGGAACUGCAUGAAAAAGUCCACCGGCUCCUCAUAGCAACAGAAUUACGCUAGAAUGCUGAGCCUACAGACUGCAGACAUUGUGUACAGGUCCCAUUUCAUUCUGGUCAACCCAUGCACUCAGCUACUGCUUGUAUUAUUUGAACUUUGGAUGAUAUUCUGCCUUGAUUUGUUCAAUCCUGGAUUAUUAUUUUUGUCAUAGUGAUCACCGUAAACCAUACAAUUGGAAUCAUGAAAACCAUAAAAUCAGAUGCAAAAAAACAUGAGAUGAACUGAAGAUAUUUCACUCAUAAAACUAGGAAUUUGUACAUUUUCAAAAUUUUGCGAUGAAAAUUUUAUGAACACACAA
Messenger RNA from Sycon ciliatum, 2318 nucleotides. RefSeq names its product N6-adenosine-methyltransferase catalytic subunit-like. The coding region runs from base 306 to 2006 and encodes 566 amino acids. Gene Ontology annotation, molecular function: mRNA (2'-O-methyladenosine-N6-)-methyltransferase activity; mRNA m(6)A methyltransferase activity. The record is from RefSeq and is a predicted model, not a curated record. NCBI's taxonomy places the organism in Eukaryota, Metazoa, Porifera, Calcarea, Leucosolenida, Sycettidae. Gene Ontology annotation, cellular component: nucleus; RNA N6-methyladenosine methyltransferase complex. The transcript has a single exon.